Trichophyton benhamiae CBS 112371 is the source of this 2283-nucleotide messenger RNA. RefSeq lists its product as uncharacterized. Gene Ontology annotation, molecular function: DNA-binding transcription factor activity, RNA polymerase II-specific; transcription cis-regulatory region binding; zinc ion binding. The transcript has 4 exons. The record is from RefSeq and is a predicted model, not a curated record. Gene Ontology annotation, cellular component: nucleus. NCBI's taxonomy places the organism in Eukaryota, Fungi, Ascomycota, Eurotiomycetes, Onygenales, Arthrodermataceae. The coding region runs from base 1 to 2283 and encodes 760 amino acids. Gene Ontology annotation, biological process: positive regulation of transcription by RNA polymerase II.
AUGCCUCGCCCGAAGAAGCCAGGUGCUCCGGAGCCCAAGAGGAGAAGUAGGAAAGGCUGUUGUGGUGAGGAAAAACCAUCUUGUAUCAAUUGCAAAAGGCAAGGUGACAAGUGCGAUUAUAGCAUCCGGUUAAACUGGGAAGGACGUGCAAGGAAACGAGCCGCUGCAGAAGAUACUGGACUCAAUAGAGAGUCGAUACCAUCACCAUCAUCACCGGCCACACCCAACUCAGCAAGGGAUCGGGCAAGCGGCUCCCCAGCAUCCUCUGUAAAGCACAUAUUCAUGCCUAUACAACAAUAUCUAGGACCGCAUUUGGAUACUAAACAGCAGUCAGAUCAUGGCGAGGCCCUUUCAGAACCAUUUGGUAGCCCUAUAAUCUCAGUUAAUGAUAGUCAGUCACUAUCUGGGCUAAGUGCUUGCCUACCUAGAACAUCAGCGGACCUAGCGUGGUUGCCGUACACACCAAAUUCUAGUUCGUAUGCUUCACCAGGGCAGUCUACCUCUCCAUCACAUUAUCAGAAAAUCACUGCAGGGGAGAGUAGUGAGGUUACCUCACCCAGUUCCUCUACCCUUGCCCAGCAUAUUGACCCUCAACGUCUAUCAACGACGGCUCAUACCAACUAUAUACCCACAUCUAAUACCGGCAUGUUUCGUGCUUCUGAACUGGCCAUAACAGAGUCUCCAGCAUCUUGCAUGGCGGAGGAGACAUUACUGCAGUUUCCAUUAGCUUCAAACACAAGUGGUGUAAACACGCCUGCAGACAUGCAUCGUGUUUCGGUCAACUCUUUGCUAUCAGUACCUUCCGGACCGGACUCAAGCGAUGGAAGGAGUUAUGGAUUAGACUGUGGUCAACCAGAUCUAGACGUGUAUAGAGAUGCUGAACUUUUAGCUAGUUUGCGUGAUACACCCACGAGUGGUAUAAACAGCCUCAAAGCCAUUCAAUAUCAAAAAGCUUCUAGCGGUACGGCCACACCAUCCUCUUCGCAAGAAGAUAUAUCCGCCGGACUUCAUCGAAGCGUGACUACUGUUUUUUCUAAAGGAGGCUAUUAUGCCAAACCUGUCCCUAUACUUAUACCACGCUUAUUAUCCCCAUUACCUCCCACAUUACUUGAAAGCCCAAUAAAUAUGCUGUACUUCCACCAUUUCAUAAAUCAUACAGCGCGGAUUCUGGUGCCUCAUGACUGCCAUUUAAAUCCGUUCGCCACGGUCCUACCUGCAAUGGCAAUUGCAGACGAGAAUAUUCUAAACCUCUUGCUGGCGUACUCAGCGAGCCAUAGGUCCCGACUUUUGGGCCAUGCCGAACCAUAUACACGAAUAGCCCGAUGGACUAGCGGCGUCUUCCCAUCACUCCGCCAUGCACUCGGUGAUCCGCGAAGAAGGACCUCUGCUGCCACAUUAGCUACAGCGAUCAUGCUUGUCUCCCUGAAAGUUAUAUCGCCUAGCACAUUCGAAGUCCCCAUCCGGUGGGAGAGCCACUUGAUGACGGCUCGGGAGAUAUUUUUAACACGUCAAAAGACCGACCCGGGCCAUUUUACUGGGAAGGUGAAUACGUUUCUGCAUCGCUGGCUUGUAUAUCUUGAUCUCUUCGGUAGCCUUUCAUCCAGACGCGCUGAAGCACCAUUAUUUAACGGCACAUAUUGGCCCCUUGAUACCGCAACGGAAUAUCCAAAGAACUCCAUUGACCAGGAGUUUGAGGUAGACUGCUUUACUGGCUUUACUCCCCGAUGUUGUUCAUUACUAGCGCGGCUAAGUGCACUCACGCAUCAAUGCGACAACGUACGAGUAGAUCCAGCCGGACGACUCUUUACGAGCUGGAACCCACCCGCGUCUGUGCUAGCGAAAGCCGAACGGCUACUUCAAGACAUGGAAGAUGCAGGUCCUGAACGUAGGUCGAUGCCCAUGACACACCAUGGGAAGCUGGUAGAUCAUGGCAUGGCUGCAAUGGAUGAGGCGUAUCGACUUGCCGGGAUGAUCCACCUCCAUCGAAGGGUAUUGGGGCGUGAAACCUCAGAUCCCAUCGUUAAAGGUUUAGUAGAUGCACUCUUUGACUCUCUAGAUCAAGUGUCUCGUGGUGGACAAGAAGAAGUGUGCAUAUUGUUCCCGCUGUUCACUGCUGGGUGUGAGAGCCAAAAUGAGGACCAGCGACGGCAAGUGAGCGAGCGCGUCCAGGGAUUUGAGAGUGUUGGCAUGAAGCAGAUACGAGGAGCAAGAAAGCUCAUGCAAAAGUCCUGGCGGGUAGGCCUGCCGUGGAAUGUCCUUGCCGACGGCGAGUUCCUAGCAUGA